UUUGCAAACGGAUUGCAAAAAGAAAGAAGAGAGACGGCGUGGAGAGACAAGAGCUCACUGGAAUUCUACGUCACAAAAGCAGAGCAACACAUCACAAAGCUGCUCACGGGAGGCUGCAGCUGCUCGCCGUCGCCGUCACGGACGAGGCGGGAUGGGGUCGACGAUCUCCAGAUGUGGACGCGGAGGAGAGGGACCGGCUCACGCGGAGGAGGCCGGUGGGUGUUGGGCGCGGAGGAGCUCCGGCGGUGGAGGGGGCGGACGGGUCGGCGGCUGGGCGGAAGAGCUCCGGCGGUGGAGGAAUACGGCGGCCCGUCGGCUGGGGGGAGGAGCUCCGGCGGUGGAGGAGGACGACGGCCGGCGGCUGGGCGGAGGAGCUACGGCGGUGGAGGAGUUCGACGGACGGCGGAGCGGUGGAGGCGUCCCAAGGAGGCCGACGGACGGCGGCAGGGUGGAUGCGUCCCGCGGCCGGGAUUCGCGGGUUCACGGCCACGGCGAGCUCUUCUACUGUCCCAUGUGCAUGGAGCUGGUGCCCAUCAACCUCAAAUCCAGCCUCGGCCCGUGCGGCCACGCCUUCUGCUCCAGCUGUGUCACCACGUACGUCGCCGUGAAGCAGCGCGAGCGCGAGGACGCUGCCCGCGUCAAGUGCCCCGACUGCGAGAACGGCGUCCCCGUGUUCGUCACCGAGGGCGGUGGAGAUUUGCCGGCGGACGGCCACGGCGAGCCCUUCGAGUGCGCCAUCUGCAUGGAGACCGUGCCCGGCGCCCUCAAGUUCAGCGUCAGCCCGUGCGGCCACCCCUUCUGCCGGAGCUGCGUCGCCCGGUACGUGGCCGCGAAGCUGGACGACAAGGUCGCUGGCGUGGCAUGCCCUCACCCAGGCUGCGAGGCCGGCGCCGUCGAGCCGUCGAGCUGCCGCGGCGUCAUCCCCCCGGACCUCCUCGACAGGUGGGGCUUCCUGCUGUGCGAGCUCGCGGUCGGCGCCAAGAGGGUGUACUGCCCGUACCAAGACUGCUCGGCGCUCCUGCUCGCCGACGCCGACACGAAGGAGGCCAUCGCGGAGGCGGAGUGCCCGCACUGCCACCAGCUCUUCUGCGCCCGGUGCGGCGUGCCGUGGCACGACGGCCUGGGGUGCGAGGAGUUCCAGAAGCUCGGGCAGGACGAGCGCGGCCGGAACGAGCUCCUGCUCCGGCGCCUCGUGGGCAGGAAGGGGUGGCAGCGGUGCCCCAAGUGCCGGAUGUUCGUGGAGAAAUCGGAGGGCUGCAAUUACAUGAAAUGCAGGUGUGGAAACAGUUUCUGCUACCGAUGUGCAUCCAAGUUGUCAGCGGAAAACCAUUACUGCAAAAAGUGCAAGCGCUAACGAUUUGGUUGUUUGGUUGUGGAGGGAGGGCUCUUGCCAGGCCACUGCAAACACAUGGGUUCAUCCUGGCCAUGUUAAUUAAUCUCCUGAAGCACGAAAUGAAAAUCUAGGCAUGAAACAAACCUUAAUUAGUUUUGUUGUACAUAACUAUUAAAAUACAAUCUCCUUGACUCAAAUCAUUUCUUGUUACUACGCAGCUUCCUCAGUUUUACUUCUAUGUAUGUAUGUGGUGUUAGGGCAUCUCCAACGCUGGCCUCCAAAUCAGACACUUUAUUCAACCCUUAAUCAUAGAUGCGGGAGGGAGGAAGCCACACA
This is a messenger RNA of Triticum aestivum (bread wheat), 1669 nucleotides long. RefSeq names its product probable E3 ubiquitin-protein ligase ARI1. The record is from RefSeq and is a predicted model, not a curated record. Gene Ontology annotation, molecular function: zinc ion binding; ubiquitin-protein transferase activity. Lineage: Eukaryota; Viridiplantae; Streptophyta; Magnoliopsida; Poales; Poaceae. The transcript is spliced from 2 exons. Bases 152 to 1354 code for a protein of 400 amino acids. Gene Ontology annotation, biological process: protein ubiquitination.